UGGCUCCUCAAAAUGUCGCGUACUGUCGAGAUUGGGAGAGCUGUCUUGCACUCAGCUAAUGGGUCGUUGCAUCUCUGGCUAACCGCAGCGAUUACUGUGUGGUCACAGCAGCAGUCGACUAACCCGCAACAGCUCGAUCAAUAUAGAUUCCUCGAACUCUUACUUUCGGGGGACUAUUGGGUAUGCCGCGGCUACGACAUGCAUAUUAUAUUGGACAUUUCCGUGCUAUUAGAGCCGCUCAAUCGAGAUCAUGUGCCGCAAUUGAUGGGAGUUCUGAGGGAAGCCUCGGUAUGGCAUCAAUUAGGCUUGAACGUCACUAUCUCAGAAAGCGAGGUACAAGGGCAGAUACGGAUCAGUAUCGCGCACCAUCGAAAUGUCGAUGAAAACACCACUCCGGCACGCCACCGUUUAGGAGUAAAUGUGCCCUCUGCAGACAUCAAGCCGCCUGAAAUGGUUCCAGUAAUAAGCCUUAACUCAGUGCGCCUGUCUCUGGAUAUAUUGCAGCCUCGGCCAGCAUCAAAAGCCAAAAAGCGAAAAAUGUCUCGCGAUGCUAACCAGAAACUCGGCACCCUAAUUGAUGCCGGAUCAGAUAACUCCAACAACGCGCAAGCGGCAUUGCUAGACAGUUCCGUGACGAUGGUCUCAAAUAUGCAACAGCAGCAUUUCGAAGAGGAAAUAUUGCUGGAGUCCUCUGUCAGUCCCUCUAACAAUCAGUCAAAUCCAUGGGACAACCCAGUCAGCAUAUCACCACAUCAGGUAAAAAAGCGAUGUUAUGCGGUCAGUUAUGAAUCGAAAAGCACGAACAGUGGAGGUCAACCAGUUGAGGUUGCAGACAUUAGCGCAAUGGUCGACGCUGCGAUGCGCAUAUCGGUCUGCAGGAACCCCUCAAGAGUGUCCGGAGGAGUGAAGAUUGUAACGAGCACUUUCAGCGCCACGCUGUCCGAGGUCUGCCCGGCCUUGUUCACGCCACAUUAUCUCCAGGCAUUGUCUCAAAGAGCGCACUUCCUCCCUACAUUGAGUCGUUCCAUGGUUCGGGUUACGUGUUCGCCUAGAAACUCAGUGUCGCUCCAAGAGAAAAUGACAACGCUGCUCGAAGAGCAUUCCGCGCGAUGGAAUGCCGCGUCACAUGAUUCGAUACCGUUUCCUGAGGAUGUGGUGCGCUCACGACUUUGGAAGCAUCUGCAAAGCUCGCUGUCGGAACGUCCCACCAAGUCACUUCUGCCAUUUGUAACAGCUGCUCCUAAGGUUCAUGACAGGUUGGGCAUUGUCGAAAGCAGCCGAAUCACGGAUCGUGAAGUGAGUAGCACUGCACCUGAAGAAGACGUCUUCUCGGAGCCUUGUGCUCCUUUGAGCUCUGUGUCAGUGUCAAAAAUACAGGCAGUCGACGAGGAUGAUGAUCUUCUGCUUGCAGACGCGGGGGAUAUUAUGAUGCUAUGGGAAGGCUUCGAUGGAGGAGACGUAGCGAUUGAUGGAGUUCAAUAG
Molecule: messenger RNA, 1482 nt
Organism: Westerdykella ornata
Lineage: Eukaryota; Fungi; Ascomycota; Dothideomycetes; Pleosporales; Sporormiaceae
Exons: 3
Coding region: 13-1482 (489 amino acids)
Source: RefSeq, a predicted model, not a curated record